Lethenteron reissneri (Far Eastern brook lamprey) is the source of this 3510-nucleotide messenger RNA. RefSeq names its product ribonuclease H1-like. Gene Ontology annotation, molecular function: nucleic acid binding; RNA-DNA hybrid ribonuclease activity. Lineage: Eukaryota; Metazoa; Chordata; Hyperoartia; Petromyzontiformes; Petromyzontidae. Gene Ontology annotation, biological process: DNA replication, removal of RNA primer. The record is from RefSeq and is a predicted model, not a curated record.
UGGAGGAGGAGGGUCGGGGGUCGUCGUCUGGCGCUGCGCGUGGAGGCGACCGCGUGGGGCAUCCCCGGCGGCACCCGGGAAGAUAGAAACCUCCUCGGGCGUCCUGGGCCCGCGCAGUGAGGGGGCUGGGAGUCGUGGGAAGCCCAGGGCGGAGGGCACAGGGGUCACCCGGGACACUCGGGGAAUUUGGGACCUCCCGAACAACUCGGGUCACCCGGGCAGGGAGUCCUGAGCCGUGGGUCCUGACCCCGUCCCGGACCAUGCUGCGGACGCCACGCGGCCUGCUGCUGCUGCUGCUCGUGAGAGCGGAGAGGCGCGGCUACUACGCGGUACGCAUCGGCAGGAGCCCCGGGCUCUACGCGACGUGGGACGAAUGCAGGACCCAAGUGGAGGGGUUCCCGGGAGCCGACUUCCGCAAGUGUCUGUGCGAGGCAACCGCCCACGCCUACCUCGCCCAGGGGCGCGGGGACGACGGCGCAGCCACCGAGAGGCGGCCGCGACGGCGGCGGUGGGAAGACGAGGAGCAGCCCGCGGGGCGCGGGGGUCAACCACCGCGCUACACUUACGUGGGCGGCGUCCCGGUCGUCUUCACCGAUGGAUGCUGCAUCUCCAAUGGGCGCCAGGCGGCGCGCGCGGGACUGGGAGUCUUUUGGGGCACCAACAACUCCCUAAACUUGAGUGAGCGACUGGUUGGCCGACAAACAAACCAGCGCGCCGAGAUCAUGGCGGCGUGCCGUGCAGUGCAGCAGGCGAGCGAGCAGGGGCUCCGAAAGCUGAUUGUGUGCACGGACAGCAUGUUCAUCGUCAACGGGAUGGGCUCCUGGGUGCACACGUGGAAGCGCAGUGGCUGGCGCCAAGGCUCGGGCUCGCUGGUGGUUAACAGGGCCGACUUCGCCCUGCUCGACGACUUGUGCAGAGACAUGGACAUCACCUGGGUGCAUGUGCAGGGCCACUCUGGAAACCUGGGAAAUGAGCACGCAGACCAACUGGCCAAGGAGGGAGCAGACAAGGUCCCCCUCCCCGGAGCCAAGCCACCCCCAGAUCCGGUCGCGACCGCCGUGGAGCCUCCAGACCUGGGCCAGCCCAGCGCCGUGGGUCAGAGGGUCGACCCAGAAGAUGUGGACUGUGCCUCACAAGCAGACCUGGCUGCCAAGGUGGACUCUUCAGAGCCAGAGGAAAUUCGCCAAACGAACCUCAAAAAGUCAAUAGAUGUUGCCAGCUGGACCUUAUAAAAUCAUAAAAAACGUCACUUGAAAUUGUACCAAUUCUUGUGUAUAAUAAAUGUAUCCAGGAUGUUUAAUGCUGACCUGGAAUGCUCCAACAACCACAGCAAGGGGUAUAUUGCAUGUGGUGUGCCAUUGCGAACAGAAUAUUUUCUAGGCCACUGACCUGUACAGACCCAGCAUAAAGUAAGCUCUUACUUUAAGGGGUGUGGUAAUUGGUGUGAUAAUUGACAUGCCAUAUUCAUGUAUGUGAGCAAGAGUUCAGAGCAAGGGCUUUGCCUUAGAGAGGAGCAGGUUUUUUACGCUGCACCCCACACCUGUUGUGCAACACUAUGCAGCCAAGGGCUAUUGUGGCACAGAUUUAUUAAAAUUAAUUCUAGAUUUGAAGUUUUCGUGACUGCAAGGAUUCAUACUCUUUGGUUUUUUCGGUAAAGUCACGUAGGUGAAAAAUUAAAAUAAAUAACUUAGCGAAAGCACACCGCUUAAGCGGUGUGCUUUCACUAAGUUGUCCCCACCUGAAGAAGGACACUUGUGUUGCACCCGAAACGUCGUGAUUUAAUUUAUUUAACUUCCCAAACCUACCAGGCUGGGAGGUGGCAAGUAAAACGCAGUACAGCAAAUGGGUUUGUGAACCCAUCUUGGUGGACAUUUGAUCAUUAUCCCCUCAUCAGCGAGGAGUUUUGUCAGGUACGCUGGUUUUCUCCCACAUGCAAGACAUUUAAAAAAAAAUUACCAAACGUCUCAAAGCAUGACCCUCCUGGAAAAGUAUUGACACUUUUCAGGUUAAUUGGGAGCUAUUGUUAUAUUUGACGAAUUGUGUACUUUGGUGGAUUGUCAAAGCGGACAAUUGUUCUUGCGAUGACAAAGCAUAGUUAUGUAUAAUUGUACUGAAAUUUAUAUGCUUUGUGGAGAAGUCUUGCCUAUACCAUGAGCCAACCCAUCAUCUUUGUUUAACAGGCCACAUUCUGUUGAUGACACUUAAAAAGUCUAAACUGUUACCAUCUGCUUGAACAAAUGCUGCUGGAAAACACUGGUCCACAAAUACUAUAGGCUGGUGUUGUCGCGUGUUAUUUUGUUGUUGUGGUAAAGGAGAGUAUUACUCUUUUACUGCACAUUUUCUCAAGUUGCACAUACUAAAUUAUGUUCAUGGUAAACAUCAAAAAGCUUAACGCGUAGGCUUUUGCGACCAUUAUUAUUCAUAAUAAUGGUUUUUGGGUUAGAUCGUGUUAUUUAUAAAUGUGUCGCAACCCUCCACCACCCGACAUUGCCAAUCAGUAAAAAAGUAGUCACGUUGACAAAUGGCAAAUAGUUCACCUGCUCAUGAUUGGGUUAAAUAAUGACGUCACACUGCUGCUUCACUAUUCUGGCAAAUUGCCCGAUGAUGCUGGUUGUAAUUAGCAGUGAAACGUCGUACUCAAAAAUUGUAAAGUUGUGGAUUCACUCUUCAACACACCGGUGGGCUAUAGUCGUGAACGAUUUGUCUUUUGUCAACGUGACACAUUUUUUACUCAUUGGCCGUGUCUGGUGGUGGAGGGUUGCGACACAUAAAUGACGCGAUAUAACCAAAAACCUUUAUUAUUAACCAAAAACCUUUAUUAUUAAUCAAAAAGCUUGCAGAAAGUUCCUGGGGAUGUGACGCUGGGACCCUUCGGAUAUCAACGCAAGCCCAGGUCCAUUCUACCGUAGAAUAUUGCGCUACGCCCAUCUCUCACGCCGCGUUUGUUGACGCGCAUCAACGCUGCACUGCGUGUGGUGAGCGGCUCUCUAAAGCUACACUGCUGCAGUGGCUGCCAGUACUUGCGAUCAUCCUACCAACAAACGUCUGACAUGAUGAUUUAACACUUAGCAUUAGAUAUUGUAACAUCCAGAUCUCCCUCUAUAUGUUGACAUUUGAUCCCCACCACUGUCCCAUUUGAAAUUGAAACACCUAUUUUCGACACGCCUUAACAACAACAUAUGGAAGAAGGUGUGGGGAUAUUUCCUCCAUAAUUGAAAGAUCAAGGACUCGCCAAACUGCGAAUGUGGUAAGGUGCAAACCAUCGGGUGUAUAUAUAUCACUGACGACUGCCCAAUUCAACACCUGUACUAUGGUGGAACAAGCAAUUCCUCGGCUAUCACGGAUGCCGUGGAACGGCUUAUUAAAAAUGCAAACGCAUUUCAUAUCGUGUUGUCAGUUUCCGUGCUUUGGCUGGUAAAGCACAUCUCUGAUUCCUGUUUCUUUUCAACUCGCCUUUUGCCCGUCCAAGGAUGGGUGUAUUGCAGUAAAUCUGAAACUUGCAAGCGAAAA